Tachysurus vachellii is the source of this 3477-nucleotide messenger RNA. RefSeq names its product teashirt zinc finger homeobox 3a (gene tshz3a). Bases 240 to 3239 code for a protein of 999 amino acids. Gene Ontology annotation, cellular component: nucleus. The transcript has 2 exons. The record is from RefSeq and is a predicted model, not a curated record. NCBI's taxonomy places the organism in Eukaryota, Metazoa, Chordata, Actinopteri, Siluriformes, Bagridae. Gene Ontology annotation, molecular function: DNA-binding transcription factor activity, RNA polymerase II-specific; DNA binding. Gene Ontology annotation, biological process: regulation of transcription by RNA polymerase II.
UUUUGAGUGACGUGAUGAGCCCGGAGCGCGCUCUGAGGCGCGUGACUCGUUCCUGUUAGCAUAUCGUUUCACCGGGAGACAAGAGACAAAGGACAGCAGCUCCAAAUCAUCCACCUGCUCUGUUUUUAACGUGGCGAAUGUACGUUAGCGCGGUAGAGACAGUAAUAGCUUGUAGCUGGGGGUUGAAAUAAGUGGAGGAACUGGUGAGGAGCGGAUCGAGCGCACCGCAUCUAUAAAGCAUGGCCAGGAGGAAGCAGCGAGCACCCAAGCGCGCACCAGCUUAUGAUUCAGAGGAUGUUGAAGGACCUGCCAGGCAGAAUGUGGACUUUGCUAAGGAAGAUUCAACAACCACAAAGAAACCACUGGGUAACAACAACUUCAGGAAGGACUAUGGCUUCCAAAAAUCAGAGGACGAACACUGCUCCACUACUGCUGAGUUUUCUGAGACUGACAGUGAAUUACACAUUAAUGAGGCAAAUGAGCCCACGUCAGAUGUUGAAAGCAGCUCAAUUAAUAAUAAAGACAAACCAAUGAAAGACUGUCUUAAUGAGGGAUCUGAGAAAGCAGUGUGUGGUUCAGAUAGUCUGGAACAGAUAAAAGCCAUUUAUAAUGGUUUUCUCGCUAAUUCCUUUUGGUCUUCACCAAGUCUUAAUCCUUCUCAGUCAUGUACAGAGAAACGAAGUGAGACAAGCAGCAGCAGCAGCAGCAGCCCUGGAGGUAAUUGCUAUGACUGGCACCAGUCUGCAGUUGCAAAGACCUUGCAGCAGGUUUCUGAAAAACAGCAUCCUUCACAAAGGGAAACUAAUCUUUUCAGCACUGUUCAGCUCUACCGCCAAAGUGCUAGGGUGUAUGGGUCCAUCUUUAGUGGGGCAAGCAAGUUUCAUUGCAAAAGCUGUAGUGCAUCUUAUGAUACACUGGUUGAUCUUACAGUUCACAUGAAUGAUACAGGCCACUACCGAGAUGACAACCAUGAGAAGGCUGAAAAAGGGGCCAAGAGCUGGUCCAAGCCACGCAAACGAUCUUUAAUGGAAAUGGAGGGUAAGGAGGAUGCCCAGAAGGUACUGCGCUGUAUGUAUUGUGGCCACUCUUUUGAAUCUUUGCAAGACCUCAGUGUACACAUGAUCAAGACCAAACACUACCAAAAAGUGCCUCUGAAGGAACCUGGAACAUCGAUUGCUGCUGUUAAAGUUAUAUCAUCUUUGAGAAAGAGAGUGGAUAUAGGUAUAACUAGGUUGAAUGCCACUGAUCAAAAAGCAUCUUCUGGUGGAAGCACAGUAAAUGUUAGUCUUCCCAAUGUUUCGGAUGUUAAUAAGAAGGAGAGUGUCAUGGACCAUAAAGGUAUGAGCAGCACCGCACAGAUUAAGUCACAGAUUUUAAGUUGUAUGGAGUGUGGACAAUCAUUUGAGUCUUUACAACAGUUAAGUGCUCAUAUUAUGCAGACAGGUCACUUUAUUAAAGCCAGUCAGACUCUCCAAAAAAAGGACAAAUGCAUUUCUGAACAAAUUUCCUUGCCUGGGAGAAGUAAAAUGAAAAAGGAGAAGACCCCAAUAGAGAAGCAAGGUUCCCCUACAUCUUCACCAAAUGGAACCACUAAAUCACCACAUGCAACUCCUCCUCUUAAAAAGUCAAAAAUUGAAAGAAACAUCUUCCUAAAGGAAAUGCAUUGUGAAGAACCAGGAAAAUACAACAAUGUAGAUGAUCAAUACAAUAUUCCUUCAACAUUUGAUUAUCUUACUGAGGAGGACCUGAAGGAAAGUCCAAAAAUGAACCUAGAUAUCCUUAAGUCUCUGGAGAGCACUGUUACUUCUGCCAUUAACAAAGCACAGAAGGGGACUCCCAGCUGGGGAGGAUAUCAGAGCAUUCAUGCUGCUUAUCAGUUCCAGAAUAACAUGAAGCCUUCUCUCUACAACUCUUCCAUACAGCAACUGGUGAACAGUGUGGAAGUUCCAUGCACCGACAAAGGUGAACUCUCUCCCAGCCCUCAACGCAGAGCUCCUUCACCCAAAGUAAACCUGCAUGCUAUGGAGGAAUUGGUGAAGAAAGUAACACAGAACAUUGCUGAGGAAACAAGAAAGGAUAAAGAUGAACAGGUUUCCUUAGCAAGGCAUUUUAUUACCACCUCAACUAUAAGCGCAGACAGGAAAUCAGCAGAGCAACAUGACACACUAAAGAACAAAGGUAACAAGAUUACUGUCUCUGAGAAUAAUACAAGUGAGAGGGAAUCAAAAAAAUGUAAUGAGUCUUUAGCUUUUCGUGACGACAGCGCCGUAAUAACUGUUCACCCAGAGCCAAAACAACCAUUUGUUAGUCCUUUAAAUGCCCUUCAGUCAGUCAUGAAUCUUCAUUUAGGUAAAGCAGCCAAUCCUGUGAAGCCAGUUAAGGAUCCCAUGAAUAUGCUUCUAAAGAUGAGCAACAGCAUGGCAGAGAGGGCUGCGGUAGCUUCAGCUCCGAUAUCCACCUCAAAACCAGAACCAUUACAUCCAGAAAUCUACCAGAUUGACAAAGACCAACCCAUAGAUUUAUCCAAAGGCAAAAGGAACCAGUGUUUAGUUACUGCUUCUCUCCCAGGGAAAGUGUUAAACUCUCUUCCUGCUAUGACCAAGACUGAUUUAACUGAUGCAAUAAAGUGCACUCCAGUCAGCCCAGUGCAUGAGAAUGCACUCUCGGACAUAUCAGACAUGUUACGGAAUUUAUCAGACACUCAUGCCUUAAAGUCGCAGACUUCAUCCCAUAAAGCAGUAAGUUCAGGUAUUAACGAGACUCACAUGCCAAACGCAGGAGAUGAUGCAUCUAUGCUGUACAAACGCAAGGGUAGGCAAUCGCAGUGGAAUCCUCAACACUUGUUAAUUCUGCAAGCCCAGUUCUCAUCGUGCCUCAGAAAGACAACUGAUGGGAAGUACAUCAUAUCAGACUUGAGCCCUCAAGAAAGAAUGGUCAUCUCACAUGUCACAGGUCUUUCUAUGACAACCAUCAGCCACUGGCUAGCUAAUGUGAAAUACCAGCUGAGGCGCACAGGCAGGACCAAGUUUUUGAAAAACGUUGACUCUGGUCACCCUGUUUUCUUCUGCAGUGAAUGUGCCACCCAAAUCCAAACACGUUCAACAUACAUCUCUCACCUUGAGUCACAUCUUGGCUUUAGAUUACAAGACUUGGCUAAGUUCUCCUGUAAAAAUCCCAACAAGACAAUUGCAAAGCAUUCAAAGAACAUUUUGGAUCAAACUGUCCUGUCAUUCCUAUGAUCUGCUGAAGGUUCGCGGUAGCUGAAUGAGCUGAGUGUAAACACUGUGCUAUUGGUCUUAAUUAGCAGCUCAGAAAACAUUUCAUGUAAUGAUAGGAAUUUAUAAAAACUGAACCAUUGAAUAUUAUUGUGUAAUUGUUGUACAGGAUGUGUAUUGUAUGUUAAUAAAAAUACAAAAGAGUAUAUUAUCAUAAUAUGUACAUUAACAUCAUAAAUAAAAUAAAUAUCUGGUAGGAAUU